Messenger RNA from Myxocyprinus asiaticus (Chinese sucker), 1404 nucleotides. It is a transcript of the gene mrpl23, whose product is annotated as mitochondrial ribosomal protein L23. Gene Ontology annotation, molecular function: structural constituent of ribosome. The record is from RefSeq and is a predicted model, not a curated record. Bases 322 to 843 code for a protein of 173 amino acids. The transcript has 5 exons. Gene Ontology annotation, cellular component: ribosome; mitochondrial large ribosomal subunit. NCBI's taxonomy places the organism in Eukaryota, Metazoa, Chordata, Actinopteri, Cypriniformes, Catostomidae. Gene Ontology annotation, biological process: mitochondrial translation.
CACCUCACGUUUAAUGACGCAUCUGGUGCAAAGGGUUUGGCGAAGAAAACAAAGGGUCAAAUAGACUCGCACAGUUACAACCUCUGCUAAUGCACCUGUAUGGCGCUCUAGAUGGGCACGCUCUACCUGUGUUAAACGUAGGUCAACUUGAUGACAUCACAGUUCAGCUCGCGUUGGAUGUAGUUGAAAACGGCAAGCAGAGGAACGAACCGCUUGAAAGUGAAGCCCCCUGCGAGGGUUUAAAACAGGCGAUUGAGUUCUUGUUUCCUCGCGUGGCUGUAAUCUAUCGCGCGCGCAAGCGUCAAUAAUGCGCUUUGAUUAAUGGCAUUAAAAUGCCGUUAUAGCAAUACAUCGAUAAUUAAUCAUUUACGCCGUUAUCACCCAGGGAAAUAUAUCAGAUAUCCUUUGUACCAGUUGGGUAACCCUCAGCUGAGAAUAUUCCGGCCCACCUUCAAUCUGACCCUGGUCAGACCGGGCAAAGAACAGCCGCCUGAUACAGUACAGUUUCGCAUUCCUUUAGAAAUGACCAAAUUUGAUGUGAGAAACUAUCUAGAGAAGAUCUACAGUGUUCCUGUUGCAGCCAUACGCACAAGGAUCCAAUACUGUACAAACAAGAAAAGAAACCACUUAAACCAGCGGGUGAAGAGGCCAGAUUACAAAGUGGCAUACGUUCAACUGGCUCAACAGCAGACUUUCAAGUUUCCAGAUAUCUUUCCAGAGAAAGACAAGAAGCACGAGGAAGGCUCUGUUGAGGAGAUGCAGGAGAAGUUCAUGGAGGACGAGCGUCAGAGGCAGAAACCAGAUCCCAGAAGAGGUGGAGUCACCGAGUGGUUUGGCCUAUAGACAGACAAGCGUUGAAUGAAGAAUGACUUCAGAGACGCAACAGCUGAAUAAAGAAUGUGGUGUAUUUUAGAUUAUGUAUUUGUGCAGGAAGAGCCAUUUACAGUGAUCUGACUGGCGUCCAUAGAGGGCCGUUUUAGCGAUCUGAUCUGACUCAAUGGAAAGUGAGACUGCCUUAAAUAAGACUUGGAAACCCAUAGCUCCCCCAGAACCUUGUACCUUGUCAAAGAGAUUUAAUGUCUACAUUGCAGAUGAUCACUCCAGAACUACGUCAUUAAAGUCUUUCAGGUGAUGUUCUCUUCCCACAGGUCUUCAAAACUUGCUUGAACAAAUGUCUUUGCAGAGGUCUUGCAGCACACAGGAUUCCUUUAGUAUAAAGUCCAUCCCACAUGUAUUCCCUAUCCCCUUGUGAAUGUUCAAGACCAUUCACGAACUACUUGCAGUAAAAACAACAAACUGAUGAAGUAGCUGCUUUCUCUGUAAGAAAUCAUAUUGUUACCUGUGUUCCUCAUGCUCUUGUGUAAACCUGCAUACUUCAUUUUCCAAUAAAACUGUACAACGUAA